This is a messenger RNA of Adineta steineri, 2898 nucleotides long. The record is from the annotation of a GenBank genome assembly. Lineage: Eukaryota; Metazoa; Rotifera; Eurotatoria; Adinetida; Adinetidae.
AUGUCAUGUAUUAUAUUUAGAAUUUUAUUUUAUUGGACAUCAUUGAUCACUAUUGGUUUGCUUGCCGGUGUUGUGCCUCAACAAACACAAGAGAUCGAUAUAUUUACUACACUUUUGGAAAAUACAACGACAACAGCAGUUAAUACUGCUAUCGAUAAAGUCAAUUUAUCAGAAUGUAUUGAAGAUGAAUGUAAUCAACGUAUAUUAGCAGAUUUAGAAGUUCAUAGCUAUGAAUUAGAAUAUAUAUAUAAGAAUAAUGAUGAUACAACAGCUCAAGGACUUGUAACAAUUGAUUUUACAUUGAAACAACCAGUUAAACAAUUGAUUUAUCAUGCAAAACGAUUUGUUCAACUUGAUGAGCCCGUACUUUAUGAAGAUAAUAUUAAUCGACUUGUUACAAUGCGAAUAUAUUCACCAAAUGAUUAUAUUAGUUUACAGUCUCUAUCAAAUGAUUCUCUAUUUACACCCAAUCGAUAUAGUUUAAAGCAGAGAUUUAUAGUUAAUUUAACUGAUGGAAGUAUAGGCUUUUAUCAAAGUGCAUUUAAACUCGGUAAUGGAACGCAAGGAAAAUUAUUAGCAUCAAAAUUUCAACCAACUGAUGCUCGUAAAGCAUUUCCAUGUUUUGAUGAACCACAAUUUAAAGCUAUUUUCAAGAUUAGUAUUGUUCAUCCUCAAGAUACAAUUGCUAUUGCAAAUUUUCCUACUAUUGAAGAAACUAUAGAAAAUGAUCUACGUCGAACAACAUUUGCUGAUACAUUUCGUAUGAGUACGUAUCUUGCUGCUUGGGCUAUUCUUCCUGAUACAUAUGGAAAAUUAAUUAGUACCGAUGAUGAACCAGAAAUAAUUGUUUGGGCUCGUCAUGAACCAACAGAAAAAGGUCAUACAGCAUUAGCACUUGAAAUAGCUCGUAAUUCUGUUAUAUUUUUUACUGAUUAUUUCAAUACAUCAGAACCUGUUACACCUAAAAUUGAUUUAUUGGCUGUACCAGAUUUUGCAUCGGGUGCAAUGGAAAAUUGGGGUUUGGUAUCAUUUCGUGAAGAUCGGAUAAUAUUUGAUAAAAAAAUUGCAUCAAUCCUUCAAAAACAACAAUUAGGAGAAACAAUGGCACAUGAAAUUGCUCAUUUUUGGUUUGGAAAUUAUGUUACAUGUAAAUGGUGGGAUAAUUUAUGGUUAAAUGAAGCUAUGGCUACCUGGCUUGCUUAUAAACCAUUUACAUAUUAUUAUCCUAAUUGGAAUAUGGAAUUACAAGUAUUAACUGAAGAAGUUAUACCUGUUAUGUGGGAUGAUGCUAAACCAUCAUCACAUGCAAUUGUUGUUCAAAAUGUCACAAGUCCAUCUGAUAUAACAAGUUUAUUUGAUUCAAUAACUUAUUCAAAAGGAGCAAGUAUAUUACGUAUGUUAGAAAAAACUGUUGGUUCAGAUAUAUUUCGUGAUGGUUUACGAGAAUAUUUAACAUUGAACGCAUUUGAUGUUGGUGAUCCAACUAUAUUCUAUAAUAAAUUAUUUGCGAAUAUUAGCGGAGAAGAAUAUAUGAAAAAUUGGCUACAAGAACCAAAUUUUCCUAUUUUAAAUGUUAAUUUAAAAGCUGAUGAUAAUGGAACCUAUGUAACAUUCAAUCAAUCGCGUUUUAUCAUUUCAAAUGCACUUGAUUCAUCGAAUUUAACUAGUAAUUAUAUAUGGAAAAUUAAUCUUCGAUGUGUUCUCGGUGGUAAUUCCUUGGAAAAUGAUACUAUUAAAAUCGGACAUGAUACAAUUGAUUUUAUGUUUGAAACUGAAAAAGAAACGAGAUUUUUCUCCGAAAAAUAUUUCACAUGGAUAAAAUGUAAUCGUGAUUAUCAUGGUUUUUAUGUUACACAAUAUUCAUCGGAUAUAUCAACAUUAUCUAGUUGGCAAAUUUUAUCAUAUGUAUUAGAAGCUCAUCCAACAUUUUUUUCUGAUGAAGAUAAAGUUAAUUUAAUUCAAGAUGCAUAUUUACUUGCUUAUAAAGGUUUAAUUGAUUAUAUGGAACCAUUACAUAUCUUACAAUCAUUAAUAAAGAUAAAUAGUACACAAUUUGUUAUAUGGCGUACAUUUCAAUGGCAUUGGGAACUUUUAGCUGAUUUAACUGAAUAUUUACCUGAUCUAUGGACAAAAUUUAAAACAUUUACAGCUAAACAAAUUUUAUUAUCCGGUUCAACAAUUGAUGAUAUAUUAGAAACAAAUUCAACUGAUGAUGAAAAUACGAAGUUAUUAAAAGGUUUACAGUUCUCAUGCCUUUGUCGAAUGGAUGAUAAAGAUGCUAUUCAACGAGCGAGUAAAUUAUUUAAAUCAAUUCCAGUUGAAUAUUUUAAUGGAAGUGAUGUAGAUAUCAAUAUUAAUGCAGAUUUCUUAUCAACAGUUUAUAUAUGUCAUUUAAGUAAUGAUGAUAAUGAAAGUGAUUGGGAAAUGAUGUAUAAUUAUUAUAAAAUUGCUAUAUCACCACAAGAACAAACACGUGCUUUAGUUGCUUUUAGUUCAACUAAUAAUAAAGAUCGAUUAAAUAGAUUACUUGAAGAUGGUUUAAAAGGUGGUUCAAAUACAAUAAAAAGACAAGACUUUUUUGCUAUGAUUGCAUAUAUGAGUCGUAAUCCAACUGGACGUGCUGUUGCAUGGAAUUUUUAUAAAAAUAAUUUUCAAAAACUUGUUGAUAUUUAUACACUUGAAAAUCGUCGAUUGGGUACUGUUAUUAGUUCAAUGGCACGUUCAUUUGAAAAAGAAUCGUAUCUUGAUGAAAUGAAUCAAUUAUUUACACUUUAUCCAAAUGCAGGUGCUGGUGCAUCAUCACGUAAACAAGCAAUUGAUCAAGUUAAUAUGAAUAUUGAAUGGAUUAAAUCCCGAGAACAAAAUCUUAUUAAUGCAUUGGAAACAAUCCUUCAAUAA